AUGGCGAUUCCUAGGUAUUUCAGGUGAAUAUUAAGGUUCUAGAGAGAAUUUUUAAUUCUGAAUAGUUUCUGCGGCGAAUAGGAGAAACCAUAGAUUCUCCAAGAUUCAAAUGGAAGAUGUUGAAAUAUUUAGUUGAGGAAAGCAUGUUCAAAUAUUUCAAUAUGGAAGUCAGACUGAUCGAUGCCAGUUUCUGAAAUUUCUUGAAUCUUAGUAUCAGAAUACACGAUUUAGAUAUUUCUAUUUUCACAGCCAUUGGUAAAGUAACCUUGGAUAAAGUAACAACUCGCGACUUACUUUUCUGAACUUCUGAAACAAUUAUUAUUUAAGGAGAUAGGAGUAAAAUUCAUUUCCACGAAGUGGAGGUCGAUCAGUCUGACUUCAGACGGGAAAUUCUGCUCAAUAAUCAAAGUGCAUUAAACGUAAUAACCAAACUGAUUGGAGGGUUAAAACAUUUUUUUUUAUUACGUUCUGUUUUGUUUCUUUUGAAUUCGAACUUGCAGUUGCCAUCGAUUACAAUAUCGACGCUUCCUCUUCUUCCCAAUGACGUUCUGUUUUCGUCAAUUAUCGAGAAUUCGAUCGGAGCGAUCGACACACGCACAAAAAGCAUUCGCAGAAGCAUUCUGUUCGUUCGACAGAAGUCGCAGCAAUGUCAGGACCGAUCGUUAUAGAAAAAUCGCCACAGCAUGCACACACAGAGUAAACGAUAGCGUGCACACUCGUUUGUAUACAUGUACCUUAGUUCAUAGGUGCUCGCCGUAUUCUAGCGAUAGCACAGAAUUGGGUAUAUUUUUUAUCAUCGACAGUUUUUUAAUAAACGACCGUUCACUACUUUGUUUCUCACGCUAAUUUGUUCUCUGCCUGUUUUCAGUUCAGCGUCGAGUGGAAAUUGACGACGAACUUCGCGUCGCAAUUUUGACAAUUUCACGUCGUGAAAUCUUUUACCUUAGAAUUGAGGGAAAGCUGCCUUUUUCUAGAAAUAAGACAAUAUCGUAGUGAAAUUUAGACGUUUUAGAAGCUCGAGAGUUCAAAGUUGGAAAUUGUGACUGAAUCUUUACUGAGUUAAAGCGUUGAGAUCAUAAUUCUAAAACAUAAAGGAUUCGUUGCCUAAAGUUACAAGCUUGCAAUUUGUAGCUCAGUAUUGCAAAUUACAAAUUCCUCCAAAAAUUAGUAUUCCUAUAAUAAAAACUUUCUGGAACAAAUUAAAGGAAGCAGUUGUAGGAAUUUUAAUCAUGGAGGAGCAUAUAUGUGGCUUGCAAAACGGUGAAAAAAAAGAGACGUUUAUACAGAUGUUUCAAAUCAGUGGGAACACGCCGAGGACGAUGAUGUAUUUUGACAGUAUGGCACAAGUGUCUGCCGAGAGAAGAAGACACUCUACUUACAGAUAUUUCUGGAUCAUUCAUCCUUUCAGCAGUUGGAGAUUUUUCUGGGACUUGAUAAUGACAGUGAUAUACCUGGUCGCAUUUCUGUCGAUCCCAUUCUCAGUCUGCUUCAUCGUCAUGAGCCACGAUGAAGUUCUAAUGGAUAAAUUUAACAUUACAAUUUAUACUUUCUGUUGGCUCGACAUAGUAUGCAACUGCUUCACUGGAUAUUACGAUAAGAAGAGCAUGCAGGUGGAAUUGAAUCCCUCGAAGAUAUUCGUAAACUAUCUUAAAACCUUUCUCAUAUUGGACGUCGUCUCGUCAUUGCCAUGGGAUCAUAUAACUUUGCCUUGGCGAACUGUUCCCGGAAGAGAAUCUAACCACAUAGUCGCUUUACUCAAUCUGCUCCCUUGUUUGAAGCUGUCGCGUUAUGGCUACGUCAAUAAACAAAUUUCCGAGCUUUUCACUUAUUUCGAAAUUAUGCACUUCUAUUACGAAAUGUUCGCCACCCUCAUGAUGGGAUUUUACAUAAUGUAUUGGUCUUCGUGUCUGUGUUAUUUGAUUCCGGUGUUGGUUUUGCACUUCAGUAACUCUCCGCCCGACGAGUGUCCCGAAUGUUGGAUGACAGGAUUAGACAGUGACAGCGUAGCCUUCAGGUUCCAAUACGCGCUCUUCAUCGUCGUGGAGAAAUUGUCAGCUAGUGGUUACGGUGGCUACGUGCCACAAACCGACGGCCAUAUCGUACUUAGCUGCGCCCUCAUGCUCAUUGGCAGAGUGCUCGAGUGUUACAUCGCAGGUCUUUACGAUUUUUAUCACUUUUCUACAAAAAAAGAAGUCUACGCGGCCGCGUGUCCUCUACGCUCAGAAUCACGAAAUCCUCGAACAAUGAAAUUGAUUAAAUUUCAAGUGAUGCUGAUUCAAAUAAAGGCGGGAAGGAAGGCGUCGAAAUUGAAAUUCCAGGAAAUAAUCAAUCAAUUAAGCGCGUACACGUGCCAGAAGCAAUUGCCGGCGCACAUGAAGACUCGUCUUCUGGCUUAUUACUAUUACCGCUUUAGAAACAGUUACUUCCGCGAGAAGAACAUUCUGUACAAUCUGUCAGAGCAACUACGUCAGGAGAUUGCCUUUCAAUCGAGCCACCGUUUGGUUCAGAACGUAGCGAUAUUCAAGGAAUUGCCCAAAUCCGUUUUGCGGUCGAUCGUGAAGAAUUUGAAGUUCGAACUUUAUCUGCCGAACGACGUGAUCGUGAAGGCUGGAACCUACGGCGAUUGUAUGUUCUUCCUGUCUGCCGGAACCGUCGCUGUUCUAACACCCACUGGGAAAGAGAUCUGUCACCUGGAUGACGGAGCCCAUUUCGGAGAGAUAGCGCUUCUAGUUCCCGACCAGAGGAGAGUCGCCAGCGUGAUCGCGAUCGAGGUGUGCGAGGUGUAUCGUUUGGAUCGUAAAGAUUUUCGGAAAUGCAUCGCCGUGCACACGGAGUUAUUCGCCAAGAUCGAGAGGAUCGCGGCCGAGAGGAUCGAGAGAGCUGUGGUCAUCGAAGAACAGCAUAAACGUUAUCUCAUGCGAAACACUGUGCCAGCUGACCGGAAAUUCUUGGAAUGA
Heterotrigona itama is the source of this 2957-nucleotide messenger RNA. Lineage: Eukaryota; Metazoa; Arthropoda; Insecta; Hymenoptera; Apidae. The record is from the annotation of a GenBank genome assembly.